This is a messenger RNA of Branchiostoma floridae (Florida lancelet), 975 nucleotides long. Its product is annotated as 1-deoxyxylulose-5-phosphate synthase YajO-like. NCBI's taxonomy places the organism in Eukaryota, Metazoa, Chordata, Leptocardii, Amphioxiformes, Branchiostomatidae. The record is from RefSeq and is a predicted model, not a curated record. The transcript is spliced from 8 exons. Gene Ontology annotation, molecular function: oxidoreductase activity. The annotation marks the transcript as partial.
UGUUGGUCCUGUCAGCUUUUGCCCGGCCAGUGCGACGAAGCGGCCUCUCAUGCCAUCCUGGAUCGCUACGUGGAGCUGGGAGGGAACUUCAUCGAUACUGCAGACGUGUAUGGAGAAGGCAGGUCGGAAGAAAUCAUAGGAAGCUGGUUGGAAAAGCAGCAGCGAGAGAAGUUUGCGGUGGCCACUAAAGUUCGCUUCGGCAAGGGCAUUAACGGGGUAGGACUAAGCCGCCAUCACAUCAUGCAGUCCAUAGACGACAGUCUGCGCAGGCUCCGUACGGACUAUGUGGACCUGUACCAGAUCCAUAUGUGGGACGAGGCUACCCCCAUCGAAGAGACCCUGUCGGCUCUGAAUGACCUGGUGCGCGCAGGGAAGGUGCGCUACCUGGGCGCCAGUAACGUCAAAGGCUGGCAGCUGCAGAAGAUUGUUGAGCUGAGCAAAUCCAUGGGACUCAACAAGUGGAUAUCUCUUCAGGCGGAGUACAGCCUGUUGUGCCGUGGGAUAGAGUGGGAGCUGACUGACGUCUGCAGGCGGGAGGGUAUCGGGAUCAUCCCGUGGAGUCCGCUCAGAGGAGGCCUGCUGACUGGGAAGUUCAAAAGAGAAGCCGAUGCGCCAGAGGGAACCAGAAUCGAGCACGUCACAAAGAAGGGAAUGGUUUUCGAGGGGGUCCCGGAUUUCAAGAAGGUCAAGAAAGAUGACAAGACAUGGGACAUCCUUGAUGUCCUGAAGAAGGUUGCUGAUGCACACGGUAAAACCCCGGCGCAGGUUGCAAUCCGCUGGCUACUACAGAAGGACGUGGUGUCGUCUGUCAUCAUUGGCGCGAAAACUCUUCAGCAGCUGGAGGACAACAUGGGCGCCUCCACUGACUGGGAGAUCACGGAGGAAACAAUGGCAGAGCUCGACACAACCAAGAGUUUCACCGUGCCGUCUUCUCUCCUCACUAGUAAGGUGUCCAGAAAGGGUAGAGUGCCCUGA